AUGUUAAAGUCACUGGGUGAGGAUCAGAACACUACAACCCUGCACCCCUUUGGGAACAUGAAAGACAAACCAGAGCAGCUGCCUGGUCCUCAGGACAGAUUUCCAGGGUGGGGUCAGUGUCAGGCAGAAGACAAGCAUUGGGCCUCCUGGCCCUCCCGGCUGCCUGAGCUUGCAGGUGAGUGCAGCAAGGAUGUACAGAAGAUGGGGUCCAGGUCCUCAGAAAGAUUCUCUCAGGAGGACUCCGAAAGGGGCAAAGAAGACAAGGACCCGCUCAGGGAUCCAGGACAAGAUCUGAACAGGGUCCCAGAAGAUCCCUGCAGAAGUUCAAGAAAUAUCUCAGUGAACACUCAGGUGGAUCAGGAGGGGGCAGAUAGUGACUUUGUCAGGCUCCAGAGGUGUAAAUCAGGAAAUUACCUACCCAGGAGCCCAGAGCAGCAACGUGUUGAUAACACUGUGAAAUCGCAUCUGGACCAAAUGUUGGGGGAGACGAGCAAGGGCAUGGUCCCUAUGCACGCGCAUCAGUCCUGGCUUACUGCCAGCCAUGCUGUUCCCAAGUCUGACACCCAGACAAAAUCCAGAGACCAAGCACUCUCAAGCGGUCAGAAAUGUCAUGUAAACAACUCCCAGGGGCUUUUCUUCCUUGAUCCAUGCAUUCAGCAGGUUCUAGAAAUAACAUAUGAUAAGGUUUCAGUGAGGCACAGGUGGGGUUCAACCCUCCAGUUCCUGGAGCCCAUAACGCUCAAGUCUCAACCUCCACCACUUACACCCUCCACCAUUCCCUCCUUAGACUUCAGUGACUGCGGGGACAAAUCUACAGGCAAGUUUGCCAAUUACUUGGGAGACAUCCUUGAAAAGGUGUAA
Messenger RNA from Nycticebus coucang (slow loris), 861 nucleotides. RefSeq names its product spermatogenesis-associated protein 31E1-like. The record is from RefSeq and is a predicted model, not a curated record. The coding region runs from base 1 to 861 and encodes 286 amino acids. The transcript has 2 exons. NCBI's taxonomy places the organism in Eukaryota, Metazoa, Chordata, Mammalia, Primates, Lorisidae.